Messenger RNA from Cydia fagiglandana, 1240 nucleotides. RefSeq names its product cuticle protein 1-like (gene CPH4). Lineage: Eukaryota; Metazoa; Arthropoda; Insecta; Lepidoptera; Tortricidae. The transcript is spliced from 3 exons. Bases 140 to 583 code for a protein of 147 amino acids. The record is from RefSeq and is a predicted model, not a curated record.
GCCCACAAAAAGAUACUUUAUCGUAGCAAUGAUUACUGGCCACUUUCAAUACAGCUCUACAGCAACGCCCAUAUAAAAGACCCAACGCACCGCUGGACAGCAUUCAGUAGCUAUCUAGCAGUCUGACAAGAAGUGCAAGAUGAGAUUUCUGAUCGCUUUCGCCGCCGUCCUCGGCUACGCCUCGGCCUCCGCCAUCCUGCCUCUUGGCCUCGGCAUCAACGCCGGUGACGCGCAAGCGGCCGCCAUCGACGCCACCGUGGCCGCGCAGGACCACGCGCGCGCCGCGCUUGAGGGGAAUCUCAGGGCGAACGAGGCCGCCGUACAGUGGAACACUGAGGCCGUCCGCCAGGCCGCGGAGACCACUAGGGAUAUCAAUGAGAACGCUUACUGGAAUGGCGUCGCCGCUUCCCAGAACGUCGUAGCCGCCGCCCAAUCGCAAGCGGCCGCCCUGAACGGCAUCGCCGCCGCCCGCGCCGGCCUCUGGGGCGCCCCCAUCGCGCCCCUCGCCCCCGUCGCCGCCUGGGGCGCCCCCCUCCUCCACGGCGGUCUCGGCAUCCACGGCGCCGCUCUGCGCGCGUGGUAAAACCGAACUGACGGCGCUAACCAGAGAAGGCUUGGGAUGUUUUGUUAAAACAUUCUAAAGGAUUUAUCAACUCGUUUCACAUUGCUGUAGGCACCGUGUAGUUUAUGUGACUGCUACAUAAUGAAAGGCAUUAAAAUACGAGUGUGGAUUUAUGAAACGACCGAGGUGAGUUUCAUAAAAGGAACACAAGUGUUUUAAUGCCUAAUUAUGUUUAGGCCUUUGACACGCUCGAGAAAUCUCAAUGCGAUACAGUCAUUUUAAAAAAGGCGGCUGUCAAACGCGCUUUAAUAUCGCAAAAAAGUCACGUGUAAAGGAUUUUAUAGCUAAUCCUGAUCAAAUUAUGGUGUGUUUAUAGCAGAGCUCAAAACUGAACUCUAAUAACAAUUAUAUAAAGUUCAAAUCACUGUAAACUACACCAUAUUCGCAAUCUAAGCUAGUCGCAUCUUUACUUAAAUUCGACUAUGGUCAGUCUAUAGUGGGCUUUAUAUCAAUGUAUAUAAGGUUCAUGUUUCUCUGGUUAGUUAUACGUACGACUGGAUCUGAUAGGAAACAUGAUUGCUCGACGGAAAAAUAAACGGUCUCAUUUAGUAACUCUCUUUGUAGAUACCAUAAUGCCAUCACUGCCAAAGUGUAAAUAAAUACACAUUUUUAAGACGA